GGCCACAGCGAGCUCGUUCCUUUUUCUCUCUCUUUCACGCUGGGUAGAUGCAGAACGGGCGCCAUUCUCAAGGGCCUCCAUUCAUCGACACGGGCUACAGACCACGCCAUGACUCCGACGUCGGCUCAGAUGGCGCAAUGACAGAGCGCGGGUGGGGCUCUGCAUCCCUCUCCGAUCCCUCGUCCACGCGCACCAACAACGGCAGAGCAGACACGUCCACCGUCCCCGCCGACUCUGCACGCUCAAACUCGGACGACACCCUCCCCGACACUGGCCCCAUCAUCCCCUACUGGUCCGCCAAACGCCAUCUCACAUGCGGCAACCCGUCCUUUCGCCCCUCAUACGUCAGCAAGCUCUUUCCCUGGCGCGGCUCAGCUCCUGGAAAACUCAAGACCGCCAACGCAGCCUUGGUGCUGUGUCUGAACAUCGACGUUGACCCGCCCGACGUCAUCAAGACCACCCCGUGCGCCGUCCUCGAGUGUUGGGUCGACCCACACACUCUUCCAUCCCACAAGGCCCUCGAAGCCAUCGGCACCAACCUCCAGCACCAGUUCGAAGGCCUCUCCCUCAAAAUCCCGUACAAACCCAUCCUCGACCCCUCCUACGAGGACCUCAGGCGCUUCUGCAUGACCCUCCGCAAGCAAGCCAAGGACGACACCGUCUGCUUCUACUACAACGGCCACGGCGUGCCCAGGCCCACCCCGAGCGGUGAGCUUUGGUGCUUCAACAGGAACUACACCCAAUACAUCCCCGUCUCCCUCAUGGAGAUCCAGGGCUGGCUCGGCUCCCCCGGCGUGUACAUCUGGGACUGCUCCGCCGCGGGGCACUUGCUCACCAACUUCAACACGUUCGCCGAACGGCGCGACCAGGACGCCUCGAUGGCCCGCGGCGGGCACCCCGAGGGCAUGCAGCCGUACAUGAACUCACUUCAGCUCGCCGCCUGCGCUGCGAACGAGCAGCUGCCCUCCUGCCCCGAGUUACCCGCGGACAUAUUCACGUCAUGCUUAACCUCGCCGAUCGAUAUCGCGCUGAGAUACUUCAUCAUGACACACCAGCUCCCGAACAACAUCACGCCCGACAUGGUCAUGCAGCUCCCCGGCGACCUCAAGGACCGGCGCACGCCGCUCGGCGAACUCAACUGGAUCUUCACCGCCAUCACAGACACGAUCGCGUGGACGACCUUCCCGCGCGACAUCUUCACGCGCCUGUACCGCUCGGACCUCCUCAUCGCCUCCCUCUUCCGCAACUUCCUCCUCGCAGAACGCAUCAUGAAGAACUACCACUGCACCCCGCACACGCACCCGGCCCUCCCGUCCACGAACACGCACCAGCUCUGGGCAGCAUGGGACCUCGCCGUGGACACCUGCCUCCGCCAGCUGCCCGACCUGCUCGAAAAGAACACAGUCUCGAUCCCGCCCAAUCCGAAUCCAGGCCAGACGCGGCCGCGCAAGGGGCAGCAGCAGGCACAGGAGCCUGUGCAGACGGUCGCGCCCGAGAAGCAGUACCAAUACGUCCCGAGCCGCUUCUUCACGGACCAGCUCACCGCGUUCGAGGUGUGGAUAUCGCGCGGCGGGUCCGCGCUCACGAAGCGCGGGCCGAUGUCGCUGCCCGUGUCUAGCGACGGGCUCGACGGUGUCAACAGCGACGCUGCCGCGGCCGCGGCCGCCAUUACCUCGCCAUCGCUGCUCGCGUCCUCCCUCUCCCAGAUGUCGACGAGGAGCACGAGCACCGGCAUGUCCACGGGCCCAGGACCGAACAGCGAACACGACCUCGUCCCGCGCAAACCGCCCGACCAGCUCCCGAUCGUCCUCCAAGUCCUCCUCUCACAGCCCCACCGCCUGCGCGCCCUCAUCCUCCUCUCGCAGUUCGUCGACCUCGGGCCGUGGGCCGUGAACCUCGUGCUCACGAUCGGCAUCUUCCCGUACAUCUCCAAGCUGCUGCAGGCCGCCGGGCAGGAUCUCCGGCCCGUCCUCAUCUUCAUCUGGGCGCGGAUUCUGGCGGUGGACCCGAGUGUGCAGGUCGACCUGCAUAAUUCGGGCGGGUACAAGUACUUCGCGAACGUGCUUGCUGUGCCGGACGACGGCGGCCCGCCGCUCCCGCCCGGCAUCGGCGUCCUGCCCCCUCCCCCCGCCGUCUCCGUCGCGUCUGCGACUCCCGGUGCGCCGCGCGUCGCGCCCGCGCUGCCGAAUUCGUCCGAGCACAAGGCGAUGUGCGCGUUCAUCCUCGCGGCCGUCGCGCGCUCGUUCCCGAACGGCCAGUUCGCGUGCCUGCGCGAGCGCGUGUUCGACAACUGCGUGGACUACCUCGACGAGGGCGAUUUCUUGCUGAGACAGUGGUCCGCGCUGUGUAUUGCGCAGGUCUGGGACGCGAACAACGAUGUGAAGGUGUAUGGCGUGGACCGCGGGACGCAGGAUAAGCUGAUUUUGCUGCUGAGCGACGAUAGCCCGGAGGUGAGGGCCGCGGCGCUGUAUGCGCUGGGGACGUUUAUGGGCGCGAGUGGUGGGGCUGCGGACGCUAGUGGUUCUGCGUCCCCGCAGAAAGACAGGGAGAGGGUGGGGGGCGGGGGGAGCGGGACGCAGAAUCAGCUGGACGAGAGGAUUCAUUUCAGGAUGGAGGUUGCGGUCGCGACGGGUGCUGCGCUCGCGGUGAAGGACGAUGCGAGCCCGAUGGUGCGCAAGGAGCUGCUCGUGCUGGUGAGCUGCCUCGUGAAGGAGUGGCGCGGGUAUUUCGUGAUCUGCGCGUGGAUCUACUGGGAGGAGGACCGCAAGUGGCGCGGGGAGUACGCCGCCAACCUCGCUCUGGGCACCCCAGCUACCGGACACGGGGCCGCUGAACGACCGGGAGGGGCAGGGGCAGGGGCAGGGGGCCACAGGGAGGAGGAGAUGACGGCGUACGCGGUGGCGGAGUGGCUCGACGUGUUCGGCGACGACGAGGACGCGCGCGAGGAGAACCGCGUCGUGCUCAGCUCGUUCUUCACCAUCUACGUCAUGCUCCUCGAGAUGACGAUCGACCCGUACCAGGAGGUGCAGGCGCUCGCGCAGACCAUCGCGGACUACAUCAUGGCGCUCCUCCUCGAGUCGCCGUUCCAGAAGCUCGCGUGCACGAGCCUCGACACGCCGCCGGUGCCCGUCGUCGAUGGGCGGUCGCUCUCGGGCGGGUCGGGUGGUCUGGGCGCGGGUGCGGUCAAUGGAGCGGGCGGGCAUACGAGGGUCAGCUCGGCGCACGGCUCGCCGCUCCUCGGUAGCGCACAACCUGCGUACGUCAUCCAAGGCCAGGGCCCUGGCCCCGGCGGCGCUCCAGCGUCGGCCAUCGGCCCCCGGCCAGGUCUCAACCGCGCGGACUCGAUGACGAACACGCUCUCGAGCGCAGCGGGAGGCGCUAUCCGGCGCACGUCGUCCUUUGCGACCGCGCUCAGGAACCUUGCUGGUGGGAUUGCGUUCCCGACGGCUGGUGGAGGCGUCGGCGAGGAGCCGCGCACACCGACGUCGCCUGCGUCGACCGCGUCGGGCUUUGGGUGGGGCGGCCAUGGGCAUGGCGCACCGGGGCUGAGCACGCUGAGGUCGGACAGCACGGGCAAUCUCUCCGGGUCUGGGUUCGGGAGUGCCUCGGGGGGAGUGCAGAAUCCCUACCUCAGUCGACCGCCGUCGCCGAACCUGAACUUGGCGAAGUACGUAUCGCCGUACGCGAGGGCGCCUGCCAACCCUCCCUCUUCCAAUUCCGCCUCCGCCUCCACCUCCGCCGCUGCGACAGCGUCCUCGUCGAACGGGCACCUCCAACCGCAUGCUUAUGCCCAUGGCCACGGGCGCCACGGGCACCACGGACAUGCGUACGGACACCACGGACACGGACACGGACACGGCUACACCCACGCGCGCCGACCGAACUCGCCCGCGGGCUCGAGCGAGGGCUCCGCCUCGGCGGACUUCCUCCCGUCGCACGUGAUGGAGGCGCUCAUGGAGGAGGACCUCUUGCGGCUGCGCGCGCGCCGCCGCGGGACGGCGUCGGCCCCAGGUCAGAGCCAGGGGCGCGGGCGGCAGGGCGGGAACGCUGCUGCGGGCGGGAGCGCGAAUGGCGCUGCGGGUGCUAGUGCGAAUGGAGGGCACGGAGGGCAUGGAGGUGGAGGAGUGCAUGGGGGCUUGAAUAGCCCGGUCGAGAGCACGUUCUCGAUUGAUUCGGCGGCGAGCAGUGUGCUUGCGCUUACGGGCGGGUGCGGGACGGGUGAGGGGCUGAGGGACGCGUUGCCGCUGAAGAGCUCGUUUUUUGAGUGGUGUUGCGAGUAUUUCAAGGAGCCGCAGAUGCGCCAAACGGAGGCGGACGAGCCGGGGAGCGUGCAGUACAACUACCAGGUGUGGCGGCAGCAGCGGAACGAGCAGGUGACGAAUGAGACGCAGGCACAAGCUGCGAUCGCAGGAAGAAAAGUGGAAGAUAACCGGACGCAAUGCGCAGAGACCUCGCGGUGGGACCGCCCCGUCGCAACGUUCAACGUGCAGUGCCAGCCCUUGCUGAUGGCGUUCCACUCGUAUGACCCGCAUCUGGUGGUUGCGAAUGAGAGCGACAUGGUCGGUGUCUGGGACUGGUCGCAGCGCCGACGCCUGAGCUACUUCUGCAAUGGCAAUCCAAAGGGGUCGAGCAUCACGUCAUUGCAUCUCAUCAACCAGGACGUCGGGGGGAUCAUUAUGACUGGCACUUCCGACGGCAUCAUUCGCCUGUUCCGCAACUACGAGCCGCUGCUGGACCAGGGCCCGCUGCAGACCGUCAGCGCAUUCCGCGCGAUCGGCGACCCCGUGCAGGUGCGCAACGGGUCGGGGCUCGUGGUUGACUGGAAGCAGUCGGGCGGGACGCUUCUUGCGGGUGGGGACUCGAGGAUUAUCCGGGUGUGGGACGCGCACACGGAGACGCAGGUGCUUGAUCUGGAGACGAACCACGACUCGUCGGUGACGACGAUGAUGUCCGGGUACGGGUCAUCGUCGACGUUCCUUACUGGCUUCGCCGAUGGUGCUGUGAAGGUGUUCGACCGCCGGCUGGAGGAGGAAGAUGCGGUCGUGCGGUCGUACAGCCGGCAUCACUCUUGGGUGCAGCGCGUGCUGUACCAUCCGAGAUUCGGGAGCCAGUUUUUCUCCGCGAGCUUGGACGGCGAAGUACACCUGUGGGACAUCCGCGGCGCCGACCGCCCGCUGCAGACGUGGGACAUGCACCAGAGCGGGCUCGCGUCGUUCGAUCUGCACCCGCUCGCCGGUGUAUUCGCAACCUCCUCGGCGCUCCUCGCGUCCAGCUGGCGGCAGCAGAAGAUCAAGAUCCACUCCGUCUCGGAGCCGAGCCCGCUCUCGACGGUCAACGUCCCGACGGGUCUGCCGAUGUUCACGCCGCGCCACCCGUCGCCGUUUAUCCCGCGCUCGACGGCGCUUGUGUUCCACCCGACUGAGAUGCUGUUUGGCGUUGGGCAGCCGGAUGGGAGCGUGAGGAUUACUGGGUGCAAGCUGGGCUGAAGAUGCGAUGGAUAAGAGAGGGUGGAUGGUAUUUGUUUCGUAGUUUUGAAACUCGCGCGUUUUUUGCUGUUGCUGUUCUUGCGAUAUCAUUAUAAUGAUGUAGAGCGUUUGAGCUCGCAUCGCUCGCAUUGUGUACUAUAGAGUGUUUCGCUGCUUAAUGUUUCACUUUACUUCUAGAGCUUGCUCAAA
Coniophora puteana RWD-64-598 SS2 is the source of this 5675-nucleotide messenger RNA. RefSeq lists its product as uncharacterized. The record is from RefSeq and is a predicted model, not a curated record. The coding region runs from base 48 to 5486 and encodes 1812 amino acids. Lineage: Eukaryota; Fungi; Basidiomycota; Agaricomycetes; Boletales; Coniophoraceae. The transcript is spliced from 10 exons. Gene Ontology annotation, cellular component: cytoplasm; TORC1 complex. Gene Ontology annotation, molecular function: protein-macromolecule adaptor activity; protein binding. Gene Ontology annotation, biological process: regulation of autophagy; cellular response to amino acid stimulus; cellular response to starvation.